Molecule: messenger RNA, 138 nt
Organism: Funneliformis mosseae
Lineage: Eukaryota; Fungi; Glomeromycota; Glomeromycetes; Glomerales; Glomeraceae
Source: the annotation of a GenBank genome assembly
AUGUCAAGUCCUAGUGGAAGGUUUACACCAACCAAGGUGGAAAAUCCCUUGGAAAGAGAAUAUGAAGCUUUGGUAAAGAUGAAUAAAAUGUUUGAAAAAAUUAAUGACAGCAUGGACCAAGCAAGGAUUAAUUUGCAG